GCGUUCCAUCCAGCUCCGGUAAACCUCUGAUUUUAGGUGAUUUAACAUCUGGAACCCUCGGACAUAGCUGCCGAUCUGGUGUACCAGCAGUGCAGAAGGGCUAGAACGACACCCGCUGCUUCGAGGCCAGUAGCCAUUUUGCAGUGCCGGACUUAUGAAACAGCAGCAAUGAGGAAGAGACAGUCUGUAUAGCAGGCGAGGCUGGGACUGGACGAGUGCAACAAAUGACCCUCAUACCCUGCUCUCUGUAAUACAUGAACUGCUCACGUCAGGCUGGCGCUUGCAACAAUCUUCACUGUGGCCUCUCUCAACUCAGACCAGGCAAUCUGUCGCCAUAGCAUCAAAAAUGGAUCAAGCUAUCUCACCUACUGUAUUCGCUAUCAGAGAGUUGGGGAACUGGAUCUCAUUCGUACAGCUUGGGCUGUUCAUUGAUCAGAUCCCCGUGUCUCUCUGGGAAGAUGAAAUAGGGCGGUUGCGAGCGUGGGCUGCCGAUGUUGGUGCCGAUGAACGCAGUUCAUUGUCGUUGGACUACAGACUGCGCGACUCACCUCACCUCAAGAAUCAGAUUUCCAGCCUUCUUGAACAGCUUCAAAGGAGCUGUGAAAAUUUGCGGGAGAUAGCAAAUCCUAUUUAUGGGAAGCAUCCGGAUCCUGAUAUGAACGAGAAUCUCCAGACAAAGCUCCAGACAGAAGUCGAGUUAAUCUAUCACUCUGUGCAUAAUACAGUGGACUGUCUCUUCCGUAUUGCACCGGCAAUUCGUCAACCUGCCAGAACCCAUUUUGUUCUAGGGAUCACGAAGUCUGACGCGCUGUCGUUUGGGUAUUCCGAUAGAUACUUCAUUCUCGAGAGUUACCCUCAGGUAGAUCUUCAAAUCGUCGAUCGGCUUGCAAUAGCGAUAUCACUGCGCCGGAAAAUGCUGCAGUAUAGGAGAGAAUGCCAUUCGAACCUCGCUAUAGGACUGGACAAGCUCGAGGAAGGCGAGUCUGACACACCAAAUUCUGUCAACCGGGACAUGUUACAGCUUGGGGAGCUGGAGGAAUUGAAGGACUCCAAUUGCUCGCGUGCAGCACUUCUUGAACAAGAAGGUGAUGAAGCAAUGGUUUUUUUCCCCUGUCAGAUAGUGGGGGAAAGUGAACAUUCUUGGGCCCAGCACGUCCUCGACGACAUCAUGCCAUAUGUCUGUGUCUUCCCAUGCUGCCCAUCGCCUUUUCGUCUGUAUGAAUCCCGGCAAGAAUGGUCCGCACACUGCCAACUUCAUCUCAAGGAGUUGGCUAAUGGGCUCUUAGGCUAUCAACCAGAGUGUCGACCGGAGUACCCACGAGAGCGUCGUCUACCAGAGUGGCCAAUAGACUGGCCAACAGAGUGUCCCUUAUGCACGCUGAGCACAACUUCCGACACAAGCUGGGAGAGUCACGUGGCCAAACAUCUAGAGAAACUGGCACUUCUUGCAUUGCGUUGGCAUCGGCGGGCGGACAAUGCAGAAGAGAUUCGUGUGGCCUACGCAUACAAUUGUGAUGGUCGCGCCUAUGGGAAUGUACCAGGACGGUUCCAAGAUGCUCCCGAUUGGAUCGGGUUCGAGGCACCAGAACCCAGCACUUCGGAGAAAACGUCUUCUGGCAAAGACGCAGCAACGGAAUCCCAAUAUUGGAAACUUCUGUGGUGGAAGCCAGCGAGUGCCUUUCAUGUAAACAUUCUCGCUGCACAAGCUGUCGGUCAGUUGGAGGAUGAUGACGAUGUUUCCCACCAGAAUGUGAACUGA
Molecule: messenger RNA, 1759 nt
Organism: Aspergillus piperis CBS 112811
Lineage: Eukaryota; Fungi; Ascomycota; Eurotiomycetes; Eurotiales; Aspergillaceae
Exons: 4
Coding region: 347-1759 (470 amino acids)
Source: RefSeq, a predicted model, not a curated record